ACUAAUUCUAUAAACAGAUGAGGGAAUAACGCGGCUCCUCAUUGGUUGCUGGGUGGAGUGUGGGGGUGGGGGUCCCUAGGGGAGUUUCAUUGCAAUGAAAAUUUAAUUAAUGUGGGUGGGCUGAGAACCCCAUCGACUGUUUAUGAUGGACAAUUUAUUUCUCAGCGCAAAGUCAACAUAACAGCAAACGUACAACAAUUAUUCCGGGGCCCUCAUGAGGCUGCACAGUCAGUCAGUGGAGGGAAGGAGCUCUGGGAGCAGGCUCAGCGUUCCCCGGAUCACAAACCAGCUUCCACGGCGUCAUGACUCUCUACCAUGGCCGUCUGCCGUCGCUCGGAGUGCCACCCCCUGCUCUGGGCCUCUCCGCCCCCCAGCUCAUCUAUCUGUAUGGAGGGGACAGUGGAGGGGUCGUGCCGGCCGGCCUGAGCUUCGUGCCGGCCCGCCAGGAGCCUCCGCAGAAGCCGCCCUACAGUUACAUCGCGCUCAUCGCCAUGGCCAUCAAGAGCGCACCGGAGCAGCGCGCCACACUCAGCGGCAUUUACCAGUUCAUUAUGGACCGGUUCCCCUUUUAUCAUGACAACAAGCAGGGCUGGCAGAACUCCAUCCGGCACAACCUCUCCCUGAAUGACUGCUUCAUCAAGGUGCCCAGAGAGAAGGGUCGGCCUGGCAAAGGCAGCUAUUGGACGCUGGACACCAAGUGUCUGGAUAUGUUUGAGAACGGCAACUCCCGCCGCAGGAAGCGGAAGGCGAAGAGCCCACAUGAAGCUCUGGGCUCCAAAGCCGCGGGUCUCAAGCGCACCAAGGGUCUGGGGCCUGCAAGGGACCCUCAGAUUUAUCUGAAACAUCAGAGUGGCUCGGAGAUAGCAGAGGUACAAGCGAGGCAGAAUGUGGAAGAAACACAAUAUGACAAAAAACAUUUUCUGGUGGAUUUUAACCACGCUGGACAGCCCCGAAAUCCCCCCAUACAGAGACUUAGGGGGCCCCACAGCCACGACGCACUUGCAUCCACAGGGAGGAGGCUUGACGCGCCACAGCCUGAGCAGUGUCGCGCUCCGGGACACGCUUCACUGUGGACGGACGGUGCGUAUCUCCCAGGCGCGUCCCUCCGCCGGGAGCCAGAGGAGAGAAGGUCAGCGUUCAGUGGGAGAGAGAGAGAGAGGGGUCCGCUCUGCGUUGUCAGCUGCUCAGGAAACACAAACGUGGAUGCGCUCGCACAGGACAGGCCGAAAGGAAACGUUGUGAGCAGGGAUAAGUCGAAAGGUUUUAGCAUCGAGAGCAUCUUAUCAAAAGGCGAAGACGAAAGGCGCAACAGCAUCCUCAGUUUGUCAGCGGAGACGUGCGCAGAGCUCCAGAGUCCAGCUGUCAGUUCAUCCGUGAUCCUCGGUGCUCGGUCGCAUCAGUUGUACCAGAUGGGGUUCCCCCUGUGCUCUUACCUGUCACUCACCUGCCCUGACAGAGUGCCACAUUUUAAAUGAGUACAGUGUCGGAUUCAGACUUGUAAGAGUGCGUAAAGGUGUCUGUAACCAGCUCCACAUAACGAGUCACCAUGAGACAGUUCGCUCUUCAGCUCACUCUGGAUCUCUGCUAAUUACAUCGUGUACAGUUCAGACAAUGACGGACAGCAGCUGGAAGCAUACCUCAUUGUCGGGAGCGUGCGUGUUGUCACCAGUCUGUGUUUUUUAUCAUUACUGUUAACUCCUUAAAUUCUGUGCCAUUCAGUUUAAUGCUUAAUAUGACAAAACCCUAGAAACAUAUAACGACUUUGUCUUGUGAAUAUUUAGGGAAAGCUCAUGUAUACAGUCUUUCUCUCCUCAUUCACGAUGAUUAAAACCCUCAAGGACAUGUCUGC
This is a messenger RNA of Monopterus albus (swamp eel), 1849 nucleotides long. RefSeq names its product forkhead box L1 (gene foxl1). Gene Ontology annotation, molecular function: DNA-binding transcription factor activity, RNA polymerase II-specific; RNA polymerase II cis-regulatory region sequence-specific DNA binding. NCBI's taxonomy places the organism in Eukaryota, Metazoa, Chordata, Actinopteri, Synbranchiformes, Synbranchidae. The transcript has a single exon. Gene Ontology annotation, biological process: cell differentiation; regulation of transcription by RNA polymerase II; anatomical structure morphogenesis. Bases 303 to 1475 code for a protein of 390 amino acids. The record is from RefSeq and is a predicted model, not a curated record.